Molecule: messenger RNA, 3068 nt
Organism: Anastrepha obliqua
Lineage: Eukaryota; Metazoa; Arthropoda; Insecta; Diptera; Tephritidae
Gene: Past1
Product: EH domain-containing protein 1
Exons: 4
Coding region: 221-1822 (533 amino acids)
Biological process (GO): endosomal transport; endocytosis
Cellular component (GO): plasma membrane; cytoplasm
Molecular function (GO): protein binding; calcium ion binding; GTP binding
Source: RefSeq, a predicted model, not a curated record
CCGAUUUCCAUACGUCUUGUGGGCUGAGUCAAGUUUGUGCAGAUUCGUGGACGGAGAAAGACAGAAAAACUAAACGUAAUUAUUCGAUUUGCAUUAAAAAAUUCUACAAAUUAUUGUAAACUUAAAUUGGGUCCCUUUCUGUGAAGUGAAGUCCUAGCCGUGUGAAUUUGCCGCUAACGUAAAAGUUGUUCUCGCUGUAGUUGUGUAAAAUAGUAACAAAAUGUUCAGUUUUUUGAAACGUGAAAAAAACAAUCAAGAGGUUGUGGAGAAUGUGGUGGGGGAGCUCAAGAAAAUCUAUCGCAGCAAGUUGUUGCCAUUGGAGGAGCAUUACCAAUUCCAUGAUUUCCAUUCACCUAAACUUGAAGAUCCCGAUUUCGAUGCAAAGCCAAUGAUCCUGCUAGUGGGUCAGUACUCUACCGGCAAGACAACGUUUAUACGAUACCUACUGGAGCGUGACUUUCCCGGCAUACGCAUUGGACCUGAGCCAACAACAGAUCGCUUCAUUGCUGUAAUGCAUGACGAAAAAGAAGGUGUCAUACCCGGCAAUGCGCUGGUCGUCGAUCCCAAAAAGCAAUUCCGUCCGUUGAGCAAAUACGGCAACGCCUUUUUAAAUCGUUUCCAGUGCUCUACACUUAACUCACCCGUCUUGCAGGCAAUCUCCAUUGUGGACACACCCGGUAUUUUAUCUGGUGAAAAGCAACGUAUCGAUCGCGGCUACGAUUUCACUGGCGUACUAGAAUGGUUUGCGGAGCGUGUAGAUCGUAUUAUUCUCCUUUUUGAUGCACACAAACUUGACAUCUCCGACGAGUUCCGACGCUCCAUCGAAGCGCUCAAGGGGCACGACGAUAAAAUACGCAUCAUUCUUAACAAGGCUGAUAUGAUUGAUCACCAACAGCUCAUGCGCGUAUAUGGCGCUUUGAUGUGGUCUUUGGGCAAAGUGCUGCAAACACCCGAAGUGGCGCGUGUUUACAUCGGUUCAUUCUGGGAUCAGCCACUUCGUUUCGAUGCCAAUCGUCGCCUCUUCGAGGACGAGGAGCAGGAUCUCUUCCGCGAUUUGCAAUCACUGCCACGAAAUGCAGCGCUACGCAAACUCAAUGAUUUGAUUAAACGGGCGCGCCUUGCGAAAGUGCAUGCAUUUAUUAUUUCUGAAUUGCGCAAAGAUAUGCCAUCGGUGUUCGGCAAGGACAGUAAAAAGAAGGAACUGAUCAAAAAUCUGGGACAGAUCUAUGAUCGCAUACAGCGGGAGCACUCCAUUUCACCGGGAGAUUUCCCGGACAUCAAGAAAAUGCAGGAAGUGCUACAACAUCAAGACUUCAGCAAAUUCCAUUCGUUAAAACCGCAUCUGCUGGAUAUUGUGGACAAUAUGCUGGCCAAGGAUAUUGCGCGAUUAAUGGAGAUGAUACCACAAGAAGAAAUGACGCUAGUUUCAGAACCGGUGGUGAAAGGUGGCGCCUUUGCUGGAGUAAUCGACGAUCACGUCUCACCGUUCGGUUACAUGAAGGGCGAGGGUAUCGAUGCAGGCUUCGGUGAGCACGACUGGAUCUGCGAACGCGACAAGCCGCGCACAGACGCCAUCUUUAACGCUCUCGGGCCGGUGGAAGGACGCAUAUCGGGAGCGACUGCGAAACAGGAACUUAUCAAAUCGAAGCUGCCCAAUUCAGUGCUGAGCAAGAUCUGGAAAUUAUCCGAUGUCGAUGGCGACGGUUUCCUGGAUUCGGAUGAAUUCGCACUCGCCUUGCACUUAAUCAACGUCAAACUGGAAGGCAAUGAACUACCGAAUGUGCUGCCCGAGCACUUAGUACCACCGGCUAAACGUUGCUAAUGUUACUAAAGCGAAUUGUUUUCAUUUUUUUUUUCGGCGUCAUAGCGAGCGAUCGUUUCACCUCGUUUCUGUAUCCUAUAGUAUCGAUGCUAAUCUAUUGAAGAAAUACGAUAUGGUUCUAGGCGCUUAAGUCACUGAAACUUUUUAUGGUACCUACCAACUUUUUGACGCAAAUGAAAAGAAAAAAAUGCAAUUAAUACAACAAAGGCGUCGUUAAAAAUACAUUGUAAAAUACUAAAUGAUCUAUCCCAACUAAGCACUGAAGUUACUAAAUAUGGACAUCUGUUUGUACUAUGAGUAUGUAUGCGUUCGUAUGUAAACGCUUUGCAUUGUAUGUGUGAAAUUAAUCGAUACGCACUAAAUUAGGGGAUAUUUGAGUUUUACACCAAGUGAACGUAAUUAGAUCAUAUUUUUGGAAAUCACAUAUACAUACAUACAAAUACGUAAAUAUUACUAAAAGCAAAGCAAAAGUGCUACGCAAUGAACUUUAGAUGAAUUUACAUACAUACAUACAUACAUGCAUUCAUACGUUGGAACAACACUACAUAAAUAGCUAAGCGCUUGGUUGAUAAAUUUGUUUUUGUUUUCUAUAGAGAGUCAAAUGAGAUUUUGUUUAAAAAGAUACUAUCACUAAAUGUAAAUGUGUACAGCACUUGAAAAGUUAAAGUGAAAAUACAUACAUACAUACGUAUACUUGAUGUUUAAAUGCGUUUAUUUACACCGUUGACCGCAAUGUCGUAUGCACACAAAAAGCUACAAAAUCAUAUGGAUUUCAGAAAAUUAAAAAAAAUAUAUAUAGAACAGGUGAAAAAAAAACCCAAAACAACUAAAUAAAUAUUUUGCCACCGCUAUUUUGACUCUAAAUUCAGCGACUUUCGCCGUUAUUUCCUUUUUUGUUUUAUUAUUUUGUAUUUGUUUUGUUUUUCAUCAAAUUUGCAAUGUUUUAGUAAAUACAUUUUGAGCUGCAAUAUUUUUAUAAAUGUAUACAAAUGUGUAUGUAACUAUUAUUACCAAUUGAAGUAUGAAAUUAAAAGAAAAACUAAAAAAAAGCAUAUAAUGCCUUAAAUGAAUUGCAAUCGAUUAAAUUAUUUAGCAAAAUCAGUAACUGAAACAUUCAUUUACAUACAUACCUACAUAUAUGUAUUAAAGAAAUCAAAGUUGUAAACAAAGUAAAUGAAUUUUUAUAUAGAUAUUAAAUGAAAUCAAUAAAACUUUUUUCAAAAAUAUACAUAUUGUAAAUUCAAAA